This is a messenger RNA of Neolamprologus brichardi, 1144 nucleotides long. The record is from RefSeq and is a predicted model, not a curated record. NCBI's taxonomy places the organism in Eukaryota, Metazoa, Chordata, Actinopteri, Cichliformes, Cichlidae.
GUUUUUAGAGCAGCUCUCAGUCAGACUGAGUCAGUUUGUCAGGAGAACUCAGGAACAUGGCUUCAUCCUUCCUCUGCCUCAGCCUCCUCUUCAUCAGCCUCAGCACAGCAGAUGGAUUCAUGGAGUAUUAUGUGUGGCGCUGUGACUUUAACUCCACUGAGCUGAAGGACAUCGAGUUCAUCUACUCUAUGUAUUACAACAAGAUCGAGUACGCCCGGUUCAGCAGCAGUGUGGGGGAGUUUGUUGGAUUCACUAAGUACGGAGUGAAUAACGCAGACAUCUGGAACAGUGAUAAGGGACAGGUGGCUGCAUGGAGAGCUCAGAAGGAGACGGUCUGCCUACAACACAUUGGUAACUUCUACAGCAACCCUCUGUCUAAAUCAGCUAAGCCAUACGUCAGACUUCACUCCACGAAGCCUCUCUCCAGUCACCAUCCUGCCAUGUUGGUCUGCAGCGUCUAUGACUUCUACCCCAGUGAGAUCAAAGUGAGCUGGCUGAGAGAUGGACAGGAAGUCAGCUCUGAUGUCACUUCCACUGAGGAGAUGGCAGAUGGUGAUUGGUACUACCAGACCCACUCACACCUGGAGUACACACCCAGGUCUGGGGAGAAGAUCUCCUGUAAGGUGGAGCACGCCAGCCUGGAGAAACCUCUGAUCACUGACUGGGAUCCCUCCUCGUCCAUGCCUGAGUCAGAGAGGAACAAGCUCGCCAUCGGAGCCUCAGGACUGAUCCUGGGUCUGAUCUUAUCUCUGGCUGGAUUCAUCUACUACAGGAGGAAGGCCCGAGGUCGUAUCCUGGUUCCCACUAACUGAGUCUGUUCCUGGUCCUGGUUCUGUCUGAUGUUAUAAAAGCUGCUGCUUCAUGUGUUCAGCUGACUGAUGAUGAUGAUGAGUCUAGACUCUGAACCUGAUCCAGGACCCUCUCACAGCUGUUGGUGGUUGUUGUGGUUUCACUGGGAUGGUCCUGGGUCAGGUCUAAUGUAAACUCUGCUGUUUGAUGCUUUACCUCUGCUGUUUAAUCCAUGUAAUGUAAUCCCUGUAAUCCACGUCUCUGAAUGAUUUGGGUGUUUCUGCUGUUCUGAUUACCAAAGAUCACACAUUUUUACUGGAGGUCAUUGUUCCAAAAUAAAUGACUCAAACUCUCA